This is a messenger RNA of Paraglomus occultum, 2451 nucleotides long. The record is from the annotation of a GenBank genome assembly. NCBI's taxonomy places the organism in Eukaryota, Fungi, Glomeromycota, Glomeromycetes, Paraglomerales, Paraglomeraceae.
AUGGAAAGCACUCCUGCUCAACCAAAAUCCCCUCAACCAUCAACUAUUACUGCUAGUCAAGUACUCCAAGCCCAAAGUAAAGUCAAAAUUAAGCAAAAAGCCCUCCAAAGGCAAAAGGAAGAAGAAAAACAAGCCCGCCAACAAGCCCAAAUCCAACCAACUAAACAAAAUCAAAAACAACUUCAAGAAGAAGAAAAAGCCACUAAACAGGCACAAAAAGAACUUCAACAAGCCCAGGAAGAAUUAGAACACUUAGAAAAACAGGAAGAAUUUGAAACCAGUUUAGAGAAAUUUGCAGAAGAAACCACCGAAAGAGAACAAGCCGAAAUUGAACAACAAUGGUCUACUCUGCAAGCCCUUUCUAAGCAAGCAUUACAGGAGCAACCCGAAGACCAAGAACAGCCCGAAGAGACCAAAGAAAAUGAUUUAGAUAAAAAAUUGGAAGAACUAGUCCAACAAUUAAAAGAAAUGGAACAGUCGGCAGCCGCCAGUCAAAAAACCAUGUCCAUGUUUAUGCUGUUCCUGAUUAUUUUCCUCUUAGAAGAAAUAGUUCACGAAAAAUUAGCCGAACAGGAAAUAAUUAGGCAAAAAGAGUUAGAAAUCCAACAACAGGUCGAAACCCUCCAAAAAGCUGCUGAAAUAGAAGAAAAAUUAAAAAAGGCCCAAGAUAAAUUAGAAAGAGUUGAGCAAAUAUUAAGUAAAGAAACUGGCAGAGAAAGCCAAUCAUUAACCAAUAAAUUAACUAAAUUGACAACUCCUUCUCCGGAAGAACAACAAAUUUUAAGUCAACUAUAUUUAACUCCCGAACAGUUUAUUUCUAUUUCUUGCCAAACCUCACACUUAACAUCCGAAGAAAAAAAAGAAAUAGACAAUAAUUAUUCUUCUCUAACUACUCCGCAAAAAUUACAACUAAUUAAUUCGGGUCUGAACAAUCUAGGGAUAAAUACUUUGGAAAAGAAAGAAAGAUUUCCAAGAGCAACGCAAUUCCUUAGAAAAUAUGGGAAAGAACAACAAGAAAAUUUAACUCAUGCUGUUAAUAAUCAAAUAAUCCCUAAUCCGCACACUGAUUUUGGCAAAGUCCCUAAUCCUUAUUUAACUUUAAAGACUAAGUUUUUAGCAGGAGAACAAAAGACAUUAAGAGAAGAAGCCAAAGCCAGAGAAAAGUCUCUCAGAGAAGAAGAAAUUCAAGAACAAAAACUUUCCAUUGUCCGUUCUUUAUUAGCCUUAUUCAGCGAUGACAAAGAUGAAGACUUAAAUAUUAGAUUUAAAACCAUUCCUCGCUAUCAUUACUUUGAAUUACUAAAAUUUGCCAUUGAGAACUUUACUGAUCAGUCUUGGGAGGAAGUAAUGACUGAAAGCACAGAGGCCAAAUACCAAGAAUACUUAAACUCCUUAAAAAACCAACCAAUAACCAUCAACAAAACCAUUUGGGAAAAAUUUGUUUCCUCAAAAAGUAAAAAAGAAAGACAAAUCUUUAAGGACUUAAAUUUGGAAGAACUAAUUAACGAAAAGAUAAAUCAAGCCUUAGUUGGUUAUCAACCAAAAGAAAUUUUUUAUGACAGCCAAGAAGAGUUAUCCGAGAACGAAGAGCCUCAACCUUCUUCUUCUCGUUAUGAUAAUCUUUUUGAAAAUCUCAAUCAAGAAGAAGUUGAAAGACAAAAAAAGAAAUUAGCCCGUGAAGAAGCCCACCGGAAAUUAGAAGAGUCCGAAAGAAAAAGACGGGAAGCCAAAUUAUCCGAAAAAGACCAAAAACUUAAAGAACAAGCCGAACAACGACAAAAAGAAAAAGAAUUAGCCGAAAAAGAAGAACAAAAGCGAGAAGAAGCCCGUUCUGCUCGUGAAAAAGCCUUACAAGAAGAACAAGAUGCUUAUUUUGCCACUAAAACUAAAAACCUAUCCGAACGAAAAAAAGCCGCUGAAUUAGCCUUAGAAAAUCAAAAAAAGGAAAAUGAACUCCAAGAACAAAAAAGGCAGGAUGAAAUCAAAAAGAUGAAGCAAGAAAAUGAAGAGGAACAAAAACGAUUAGAACAACAAGCCAAAGAUAUUGAAAAAAGAAAACAGGAAGAAUUAGCCGCCAUUGCUCUGGAAGACGAGGAAGAAAGACAAUUGAUUGAAAAACGAGCCAAUGAAGAAAAAAUCAGAAUCCAAAAAGAAAUUGACGAACGAAAAAGAAAGGAUGAAGAAGAGUUAAAGAAAAAAGAAAAUCAACUACUUAAAGAAAGAGAAGAGCGCGAAGCAGAAAUUGCCAAAAUGGAAGAAGAAAGAAAACUAGCGGCAAAAGCCGAGGCCGACAACAAAGCCCUUUACGAACAAGAAAAGAAAUCUCGACAAGACUUAGAAAGACAACGAGCCAAUACUCUCAAAAUUACGGCUGAACGAAUGGAUGCUCAGCGAAAAAGUGAAGCCAUCCGGGAUAAUAAUGCUCGUUUAGCCUUAAACAGUAUUCUCUGA